AUGCGUAGUUCACAAUUCUCAAUUUCAUCAUCUUUUCAACAAGAGCUACCAACAACAAUGACCGGCAAAUAUGAUAUGAUACAGCAAUCACAGUGCUUCCUGCUGAUGGACGUCUUUUUCAAGUUGAAUAUGCACAAGAAGCUGUCAAGAAAGGAUCGACCGCCGCAGGUUACAGUACGUAAGAUCUCUGUGCUCGACGAUCAUGAUGCUAUGACAUUUCCUGGUCUUACAGCUGAUGCUCGUACACUCAUGCAUCGUGCUCGUAUCGAAUGUCAAUCUCACCGACUGAAUGUCGAAGAUCCCGUCACUAUUGAAUACAUCACCCGGUUCAUUGCUGAUCUGCAACAAACCAUUGAAAAUACUCAGUGCUGA
This is a messenger RNA of Adineta ricciae, 372 nucleotides long. NCBI's taxonomy places the organism in Eukaryota, Metazoa, Rotifera, Eurotatoria, Adinetida, Adinetidae. The record is from the annotation of a GenBank genome assembly.